AUGUCGACUUCAAACUUCUACUACGGCGCUCCCCACCACGCUGCCCACCUCAACGCGCACCAGCAGCACAACCACCCCGGCGGUCGCCCCCGGAGGGCGCCCCGCUCCGCUGCUGCCCACAACCACAAGCAGUUCCGGGCUGUGCGCACCCCCAAGGAGGUCGUCGAGGCUCCCAACGUCGUCGCUUUCCGUCGCGAUUUCGAGGCUGCCCGGUCCUUUGACAUCGAGGACGACGAGAUGUUCUGCCCUUUCCACCUGCUGACCGAGGACGACCUGCAAUCCAUCCACUCUUCUGGCUCCGACCGUUCAUCCCUGUCGUCGGGAUCUCCGGACUCGUCUCCUCUUCAGCACCAGCUGCAGCCGACGCCUAGCUUUGUCCUCUCGUCGGCGACAAACUCUUACACCCCGACCGGCUUCAACACCUCCCAGACGAAGCUCCACCAGCCUCUGGCCCAGCGCACGCGCAACGCGAUCCCCAUCGUCGACCCCAGCACCCGCAGUGUCGCGAGCCCGCCGCCUUCCGUCUCCCCUGCGAGGCAGAUGCAGCACCAGUUCAUCCCUCGCCGGUGGUAA
Messenger RNA from Aplosporella prunicola CBS 121167, 573 nucleotides. RefSeq lists its product as uncharacterized. The transcript has 2 exons. NCBI's taxonomy places the organism in Eukaryota, Fungi, Ascomycota, Dothideomycetes, Botryosphaeriales, Aplosporellaceae. The coding region runs from base 1 to 573 and encodes 190 amino acids. The record is from RefSeq and is a predicted model, not a curated record.